AUGUCACAACCAGCCAAAGAAGAAGGCAUGUCAGUCCCUGCCAAGCCUCUGACAUCCUUCUUCAUUCAAGACAUCUUGUCAGACCUGGGUUGCAGGAACAGAGAAGCGAGAAGUAAAAAUGAAACCCAGGAUGGAGACCAAGAAGAGGACAGAGAUACCGGAAUGAAGAACAUUUCUCAUACAGAUAAAGACAGACAGACAUCUUACCAAACAGAGAUCCACCACAGACAACUGCAAACAGACCAGUCCAAAUUGGAAACUUCUCAUCCAACUUUAGUAGGAGACGAGAAACCAAACAAGCAGCUGCAAAAGAGAUCAAGAGCAGCUUUCUCCCAUUCCCAAGUCAUUGAGUUGGAGAGGAAGUUCUCCAGUCAGAAGUAUCUCUCGGCCCCUGAGAGAGCCCAACUGGCCAAGAGCCUAAAGCUGACAGAGACACAGGUGAAGAUCUGGUUCCAGAACAGAAGGUACAAGACCAAAAGGAAACAGAUGGCUUCAGACAUGGAAGACAAUGAUAAGACCUCAGCACUCUGUAGAGAAGGAGACAUCAGCAGAAGCUCUCUGAUCAACUUCUACCAGAACUACCACUGCUAUCCUUACCUGUAUUACCUGGCCGGAUGGCACCCACCUCUCUGGUAA
Messenger RNA from Bombina bombina (fire-bellied toad), 636 nucleotides. It is a transcript of the gene NKX3-1, whose product is annotated as NK3 homeobox 1. The record is from RefSeq and is a predicted model, not a curated record. The coding region runs from base 1 to 636 and encodes 211 amino acids. Gene Ontology annotation, cellular component: nucleus. Gene Ontology annotation, biological process: regulation of transcription by RNA polymerase II; cell differentiation. Lineage: Eukaryota; Metazoa; Chordata; Amphibia; Anura; Bombinatoridae. The transcript is spliced from 2 exons. Gene Ontology annotation, molecular function: DNA-binding transcription factor activity, RNA polymerase II-specific; RNA polymerase II cis-regulatory region sequence-specific DNA binding.